Molecule: messenger RNA, 2020 nt
Organism: Olea europaea var. sylvestris
Lineage: Eukaryota; Viridiplantae; Streptophyta; Magnoliopsida; Lamiales; Oleaceae
Product: ent-kaurene oxidase, chloroplastic-like
Exons: 8
Coding region: 206-1729 (507 amino acids)
Biological process (GO): gibberellin biosynthetic process
Cellular component (GO): endoplasmic reticulum; chloroplast outer membrane
Molecular function (GO): ent-kaurene oxidase activity; iron ion binding; heme binding
Source: RefSeq, a predicted model, not a curated record
CCUUUUCUUCACAAAAUAACCAAUUAACAAAAACCUUUGUAUUGAUCCCAUUAGAUACCCAAUUGCAUGUUCUCUUCUAACUACUAUCAUUUUUCUUGUUUUUUAUGUGGAUAUCUGAGUAUAAAUAUUAAAUAGCAGUAUCCAUAAGCCAGAAGCCAAAAAAUAAUCCAUUUAAGAUUGUUUUCUUGAUAAUUAAGUGGGACUAAUGGAAGCGCUGCCAUUGGCAACUGCAGUCGUAGUGGGUGGUCCGGUGCUGGCUCUUGGCGGCGUAACUUUGCUUUUUCUUAAAAAUUACAUAAAUGAUCAAAAGAGGAGAUCUACAAGCCUUACACUUCCACCAGAGGUGCCAGGGUUACCAGUGAUUGGGAAUCUGCUGCAACUGAAAGAGAAGAAACCCCACAAGACUUUUGCCAAAUGGGCUGAGACUUAUGGUCCGGUGUUUUCUAUAAGGACAGGGGCCAACACCAUGGUUGUCCUUAACUCCAACGAUGUCGCCAAGGAGGCCAUGGUGACAAGAUAUUCAUCCCUCUCGACGAGAAAGCUAUCAAAUGCACUAAAGAUCCUCACAUCUGAUAAAAGUAUUGUUGCAAUGUGUGAUUAUAAUGAAUACUACAAGACCAUAAAAAGACACAUUCUUACAAGUACUCUGGGAUCAAAUGCUCAGAAACGACAUCGUGUUCACAGGGAUAUCAUGAUAAAUAACAUUACACAGCAGUUCCAUACUCUCGUGGAAUUGCAUCCUUCUGAAGCCGUAAAUUUCCGGAAUGUAUUUCAGUCUGAGCUUUUUGGAUUAUCACUUAAACAAGCUAUUGGAAAGGAUGUUGAAUCCAUUUAUGUGGAGGAAUUAGGUGCUGUUUUGUCAAGAAAAGAGAUAUUUGAGAUUUUAGUUAUCGACCCUAUGGAAGGUGCUAUUGAGGUGGAUUGGAGAGAUUUUUUCCCUUAUCUAAAAUGGAUUCCCAACAAAGGCUUCGAAAAGAGAAUUCAGCAAAUGUAUUCCCACAGAGAGGCUGUGAUGAAGGCCCUUAUUAAGGAGCACAUGAAACGUAUUGCUUCUGGAGAGGAAAUUAACUGUUAUCUCGAUUAUUUGGUAUCUGAAACAAAUACGUUAUCUGAACAACAAAUAUUGAUGCUGCUUUGGGAAGCCAUUAUUGAAUCUUCAGACACUACUGCAGUGGUCACGGAGUGGGCCAUGUACGAGCUUUCUAGGAAUCCCGAAAAGCAGAAUCGUUUAUACCAGGAUAUUCAAAAUAUCUGUGGGUCUGACAAAAUUACAGAGGAAAAGUUGUGCCACCUUCCAUACUUAUCGGCUGUUUUUCAUGAAACUCUGAGAAGACAUAGUCCUGUCCCAAUAGUUCCUUUAAGAUAUGCGCAUGAAGAUGCACAAUUAGGAGGAUAUCAUAUUCCUGCUGGAAGUGAGAUUGCUAUAAACAUUUACGGUUGCAACAUGGACAAGAAAAUAUGGGAUUCUCCCGAAGAGUGGAAUCCGGAGAGAUUCCUUGACGGGAAAGGUGAUUUGAUGGAGCUACACAAGACUAUGGCUUUUGGUGGGGGAAAGAGGGUUUGUGCAGGUGCUCUCCAAGCAAUGUUAAUUUCGUGUGUGACAAUUGCUCGAUUAGUACAAGAUUUUAAAUGGAGACUCAAAGAUGGAGAAGAAGAAAAUGUCGAUACGUUGGGGCUAACGAAUACCAAACUCAAUCCUCUGCUAGCCAUGAUGGAGCCAAGAAAUUGAUGAAGUUGGUAAAUUUGUUAUCAUGCAGCUAUUAGUUUAUUAAGGGACUCUUCUCCAAUCUUUCGGAGUAUUUCCUUAGUGAAGUCAGAUCUACAGGUUAAUAUUUUCAUUUUUGGAGCGUUAUUUUAUGAAUAAAGGGGAUGCAGGGUUGCAUCCCCUAUAUGCUUCAAGCUUGUAAGUUGUACCUUCGUAUCUUACCUCCAGCUUUUAUCGACUUGCACACUAAUGAGCUCGACUAGUCUGUUUGAUAGUAUAGUUAAAGAUUCAGCAUAUUUCUCUGCUUUCUGAAUU